UCUGCUACUAAAGGGGGUAUAGGACGUACAGUGGAUAAAUAUAUAUAUAUCACGACAAAAUAUACGAGAUAUUAAUUUAAAGAAGGAUCCAUGAUUAAGUAAAGUUGAGUGGAGUAACUGUGUGUAGUAGGGCGUUAACAUGAGAUUAUCACUACACACCUGUCUACACAUCUGUACCUCCUCCUCACAUCAAGUUUGACUCCACACCAGGAUAACCAAUGUGAUGAACAUAUGAACAUUUAGGGGAUAACUGGGUCAAGAAAGGUCAACGAAGAGUACAGCAGCAAAGAAGGUUUUACCAUGUGGAAGAUGGAAGGCCCCGUCGUAGGUGAGACCAGCUCCCAGAACAACGAGGUGAAGGACUCCAUGCGGCCUGUCCUCACUUCACACCAACCUUUACUAUUUAGGAAGCCUACAAAAAGGCUGAGUCUGCUGCAACUGCAAAGAAAUCGUGAAAUUGAGGAUGUAAAUUGGCAGGGUUUUUCGAGGCAAAACCAGAUGACUCGCUCACUAGUGGGUCGACUUGGUAUAGUACAGGAAUUAGAAGGUCACAGAGGAUGUGUAAACUGCAUUGAAUUCAACACAGAGGGCAGCUUACUGCUCUCUGGGUCAGAUGACUAUGAUGUCAUGCUUUGGGAUGUUUAUCGAAAAAAAAAAAUCAAGACGUUGCAUACCGGUCACAGGGGUAAUAUUUUCUCAGUCAAGUUUGUGCCUCAGAGUGGAGACAGAGUCAUCAUAUCAGGAGCAGCUGACGGUAGGAUGGAAGUCCGUGAAGUAGAGACUGGGGAAGUCACCCAGCUGUGUACAUGUCACCGUGAACGUGUUAAGAGAAUUGCUACAAUACCUACAUUGCCAAAUGUAUUUUUAUCUGCAUCAGAAGAUGGUACUGUUAUGUUGUAUGAUAUGCGAGCUCCACACAACUGCAACUCACAGGCAAACAAUGUUUUAAUCAACCUGCGAUGCCACACUGGCAGAACUGCAGAGUGCAAGUGCAUAACUGUUAACCCAACUCGUCCUGAAUUAAUUGCAGUAGGAGCCAGUGAUCCAUAUAUAAGAAUAUAUGACAGAAGAAUGAUCAAAUUAACCAGUUUACCCUUUCCUCCUGGAGGAAUGCUACAGAGUCAGUGGGAGAGAACUAACUAUGCUACCAACCAACUGGAUCCUUCAACUGACAACUUACCCCCAGGCUGUGUUCAAUACCUAGUACCGGGUCACUUGCCAGACAAGUUGAAGGAAUAUUAUCGCCAUUACCGGACAUUAGCAACCAACUACCUGACUUACAGUGCAGAUGGCACAGAGCUGCUGGCAAACCUGGGAGGGGAACAUAUCUACCUCUUCAACCCUUCUAAUCCACAGUAUCCCAGGCAUUUCACUGCUGGCAAUCCUUUAAAGCACCAGAUUCAUUCUAAAGAUUCAGAUGGACCUUCAAAUGGUGUCUGUAAGUCAGUAACCUCAAAUACCAAUGGUAUAUCAAGCCACAUUACUGGAGGACUAGACCGAUUGCCUCCCUACUGUCACACACCAGUGCCUCCCCUUCCCCCUCAAGCAGAAACACUGAAGGCAGGGCUAACCAGGCAUUUGCAGCUGAGAAAUACAUCACUGCCCUCCAGCUGUAUACAGGCAGCGCAGAUUAGUCCAAAUUCUGCAGUUCUCUACAGUAAUCGAGCUGCAGCACUUAUGAAGAGAAAGUGGGAAGGUGAUAUAUAUGCUGCUCUGAGGGAUUGUUUUACAGCAUUAGACAUUGAUCCACACCACGUCAAGGCUCACUUUAG
Molecule: messenger RNA, 1772 nt
Organism: Homarus americanus (American lobster)
Lineage: Eukaryota; Metazoa; Arthropoda; Malacostraca; Decapoda; Nephropidae
Product: WD and tetratricopeptide repeats protein 1-like
Biological process (GO): negative regulation of fatty acid biosynthetic process
Cellular component (GO): Cul4-RING E3 ubiquitin ligase complex; cytoplasm
Molecular function (GO): protein binding
Source: RefSeq, a predicted model, not a curated record